AUGGCACCCUCAAACAGCUCUAGGCUUGAGACUCGUAUAGGUCUUACGCUUAGCCGACUUGCAAUUAAUCAGCGUAGCUCUACUGAACCUCCUAGUACCACGCAUGACCAUGGUGAUAGUGGCGGCGUUGUGCGAUCUAUUGAUCUCAAUUCAUCGUCCAAAUGCAAUUCAUCCUCCUGUCUUGCUAACCAUCUUACCGAGCCAUCGGUUGGGGGCGGUGCCGCAUAUCCUGCUCGACCAAUUGGCCGGCCUUCAGAUGUCGGAGCGCCUAAAGUUUUUGGCAUGCCAAGUUCUUCAUCCUCUCCUUACUUGGCUUCUGCCACGCAAACGGUUGAGCCAAGACAAGGUGGAACAUCACAUGCAUAG
Molecule: messenger RNA, 366 nt
Organism: Protopolystoma xenopodis
Lineage: Eukaryota; Metazoa; Platyhelminthes; Monogenea; Polystomatidea; Polystomatidae
Source: the annotation of a GenBank genome assembly